Molecule: messenger RNA, 696 nt
Organism: Brettanomyces nanus
Lineage: Eukaryota; Fungi; Ascomycota; Pichiomycetes; Pichiales; Pichiaceae
Exons: 1
Coding region: 1-696 (231 amino acids)
Biological process (GO): iron-sulfur cluster assembly
Source: RefSeq, a predicted model, not a curated record
AUGACGGAGCCACUUAAUGCCAAUCCUACUGUUCUAGACUUUAGCGAACUCCCGAAGAGGGAUAAUGACUCCAGAGGUUUGAAUGACAAGAAUCUUGAAAGCCGUGAAGAAACACUUAUUUACAACAGGCUCAAGUCUCUAUCUUUACUCAAGGCGGACAGUUAUGAUGACGAGAAUGAUUUGGAAGAUUUCAAUAUUGAAGAUUUGAGACUUCCUGAUUUAACGGACGAUUCUGACAGCCAAAAGUCUGCGAAGGCGUUAGUUAAAUGCGAGCCAACUACUACUGAGAAUAAGGGUAAAUUGGAACCUAUUGAUUCCCAGGAGAUAUAUGAUUUGGUAUCUUCUAUAUCUGAUCCUGAACAUCCGCUAACGUUGGGCCAACUUGCAGUUGUGAAUUUGGACGAUAUUAAGGUUACAAAUCCGACAGCAAGAGAUCAAAUCGGUGAGGUUUUAGUACAUAUUACGCCGACUAUCACACACUGCUCUUUAGCAACGCUAAUUGGCCUAGGAAUAAGAGUGAGGCUAGAGAGGUGUCUCCCAAAGAGGUUCAGAAUAGUGAUUUUGUUAAAGCAAGGUACUCAUCAAAGUGAAAAUCAGGUCAACAAACAGUUAAAUGAUAAGGAAAGAGUUAGCGCAGCCUGCGAGAAUCCGCAGCUGCUCAGAGUGAUAAGUCACAUGUUAAGUACUUGCAAGUAG